AUGUAGAUAAAUUAAGAUCAUGAUAAAAGGGGUUAAAAUAAUAAGUAAAUAAAAUUUACAUUUAUUUAGAAAUAGCAUUUCGAUAUUUAUUCAAGAAUAUUUUAAAGGUUCAGAGGUAAGUAUUGCUGAAACAAUCUCAUAAUUUAAAUCAUUAGACUUUCAUUUUAACAAAUUUUUUUCUAUCAAAAAUUGUGUGGCAAGGAUUAGAGAAGCAAAAAGUCUAUUUUUUUUAAAUAUCGAGAUUUUGAAUAAAUAUAAAGGUUUUUAUGAGGAAAAAAGUGUCACUCUUAUGUUUGGAGUUGAAUGCAAAUCCCUAGCCAUUUCUGUGAAAAAUUGUAUUUUUAUUCAGAAUUUGAUUGAUCAUACCAAUCUGACUAUGAUUGAUUAUACUACACCAAAAUUUUUACAAUUUUAAUAUUCACCAUUAUGA
This is a messenger RNA of Paramecium primaurelia, 430 nucleotides long. The record is from the annotation of a GenBank genome assembly. NCBI's taxonomy places the organism in Eukaryota, Ciliophora, Oligohymenophorea, Peniculida, Parameciidae.